This is a messenger RNA of Eurypyga helias (sunbittern), 1544 nucleotides long. RefSeq names its product TBC1 domain family member 8-like. The transcript is spliced from 9 exons. The record is from RefSeq and is a predicted model, not a curated record. Lineage: Eukaryota; Metazoa; Chordata; Aves; Eurypygiformes; Eurypygidae. The annotation marks the transcript as partial.
GUGCUCAGGUAGACCAGUCGGUGUUUGAAGAGCUUAUAAAAGAGCAACUUCCGGAGCUGGCCGAACACAUGAAAGAUCUGACAACCUUAGCUUCCAUCUCUCUUUCGUGGUUCCUUACCCUCUUCCUUAGCAUCAUGCCCCUGGAAAGUGCUGUGAAUGUUGUGGACUGUUUCUUCUAUGAUGGGAUCAAAGCCAUUUUCCAGCUGGGCUUGGCCAUACUGGAAGCCAACGCCGUGGAUCUGUGUAACAGCAAGGAUGAUGGGCAGGCCCUGAUGAUCCUGAGCAGGUUUUUAGAGCAUGUCAAAAACGAGGAAAGCCCUCUGCCACCUAUUGGCAAUCACCAUGCGUUCUUCAGCGAUGACCAGGAAGCCUCUCCGGUGACUGAAAUAGCUAACCUGAUUCAUGACUCCUAUGAGAAAUUUGGAGACCACUCUGUGGCACAGAUAGAGCACAUGCGCUACAAACACCGAAUCCGUGUCCUGCAGAGCCACGAAGACACAACCAAGCAGAAUGUGCUCCGAGUUGUCAUCCCAGAUGUUUCAAUUCUUCCUGAAGAUUUAGAGGAAUUGUAUGACUUGUUCAAGAGGGAGCAUUUAAUAAGGUGUUACUGGGAGACGACGAGCCCCGUCGUGGAGCGGCACGACCCCAGCCGACCCUACGCCGAGCAGUACCGCAUCGACGCCCAGCAGUUUGCUAACCUGUACAGGCUGCUCUCGCCCUGGACCUGCGGGGAGCACACCCACAUCCUUGCCCAGAGGACCUUCCGCCUCCUGGACGAGAACAUGGACCGGCUGAUUGAAUUCAAGGGGUUCGCCAGCUGCCUAGAUGUUAUGUAUAAUGGAGAAAUGAAUGAAAAGAUAAAGUUACUGUACAAGCUACAUAUCCGACCCGCCCUCACAGAAAAUGAACGAGACAGCCAGUCACCAUUAAAGAACCCUUUGCUGUCAACUUCAAGACCGCUCGUCAUUGGAAAAUCAAAUGGUGAUGCUGCAGUAGAUUACCAGAAGCAGCUGAAGCAGAUGCUGAAGGAUCUAGCCAAAGAAAAGGAUACUAAAAUGGAAAAAGAAUUGCCAAAAAUGAGCCAGAGGGAGUUCAUUCAGUUCUGCAAAACCCUGUACAGCAUGUUCCACGAAGAUCCGGAGGAGAACGAUUUGUAUCAAGCCAUCGCCACGGUGACCACGCUGUUACUCCAGAUUGGAGAAGUCGGGCAGAGAAGCAUCAGCCUGGGGAGCGGAUCGGAUGGGUUCCCCGAGGACGUACAGCCCGAGGCCUCUGCUUCAGACCAGGAUGCCGUUUUUACCGACACUGUGAAGACCCCUCAGAAGGACUCUCAGCCUUCCCCCAUGACUGAAGGGGACUGGACGGUCUCUUUUGAGCACAUUUUAGCAUCCCUCCUGACGGAACAGUCAUUAGUUAACUUCUUUGAAAAACCCCUAGAACUGAAGCCGAAGCUCGAGAAUGCGAAGCUGAAUCAAUACAGCCUCAAAGCGAACGGAACCAGCUGCCAGUCGCGGGGUGAACAUCCCAAACCCCACCCGCAGUGA